UGGCGGCGGCGGCGGCGGCGGCGGGGACGAGGCGAGGCGCCGUUGCCGGCCGUGCCGCGUGAGGGAAACGGCGGCGGCUCCAGCGGGCCUCCCUCCUCGGCCUUCUCCUCCUCCUUCUGCUGCUUUGCGCCGUCGUUCUCCGGCGGGAACCCAUGCCGGCCCCUCCGAGGAGCCCCGCGGGCUGAGGCGAGACAGGCCUGGCCGCGCUGAGGACUCGGCUGGAGCCUCCUCUGAGGCGGCGGAGGGAUGUCGGGCCAGCUGCUGCUCCCCGGGCUGGGCUGGGGCGGCCUCAGACUCUUCUGCUUGUGGCUGGGCAGCGGGCAGGCGGCUCCGCUGCCCCCGGCAGGGCCAGGAGAAGAGACAGCCUUUGAAAUUUCCUACUCCUUGGUGGUUCUUUCUGCCGGCGGCCUCUUAGUUUUGAUACUACUGCUUGUCAACUGUAUCUCCUGCUGUAAAGAUCAAGAGAUUAACUUCAAGGAAUUUGAAGACAAUUUUGAUGAUGAACUAGACUUCACCCCACCCGCAGAAGACACCCCAACCAUUCAGUCUCCAGCGGAAGUGUUUACCCUUACGGUACCCAGUGUUUCUCUCCCAGCUCCAUCCCAGUUCCAACUUCCAACAGAAGACCUGAAAUCUCAGGUGGCUCGUCAGAAUUUAAAUUAUAUCCAAGAAAUAGGAAGUGGCUGGUUUGGAAAGGUUCUGCUGGGGGAAGUUUACACUGGCACUAGUGUAACCAGAGUCAUCGUGAAGGAGUUAAAAGCCAGUGCCAACCCCAAGGAGCAAGAGCGGUUUUUGAGACAUGGGGAGCCAUAUUUUAUCCUUCAGCACCCCAAUGUUCUCCGCUGUACCGGCCAAUAUGUGGAAGCCAUUCCUUAUCUGUUGGUAUUUGAAUUUUGUGACCUGGGUGACGUAAAAACCUAUCUUUGCAACGAGCAGGAUAACAUUAAAGGAGACUCUCAAAUAAUGCUGCUACAGAGAAUGGCCUGUGAGAUUGUGGCGGGGCUCGUCACGAUGCACAAACACAAUUUUGUGCACGGAGAUUUAGCUUUAAGGAAUUGCUUCCUCACAUCUGAUUUAAAUGUAAAAAUUGGAGAUUAUGGAAUAGGAUUCAGUAGGUACAAGGAAGAUUACAUCGAAACGGAUGAAAAUAAAUUCGUACCCCUCCGGUGGACUGCUCCAGAACUGGUGACCAGCUUCCAGGACCGGCUGUUAACAGCAGAACAGACGAAGUACAGCAACGUCUGGGCCUUGGGAGUGACACUGUGGGAGCUUUUCAGUGGCGCCGCGAAGCCUUAUUCUGAGCUCUCUGACGAGGAGGUUUUGACACAAGUCAUCAAAGAAAAACAGACCAAGCUGUCGCAACCACCCCUCGAGCAGCCCUCUUCCGAUCGAUGGUAUGAAAUCCUGCAGUUCUGCUGGCUGUCUCCGGAAAAGCGAGCCACAGCGGAGGAAGUCCAUAAGCUUUUAGUCUAUCUCUGCAUGCAAAACCAAAGGGACUCUGUCAUUGAUCCGGAACAGUGGGACGAUCUCAAGCCGAACAUUUCAAACCGAGAACCCUUGGGGAGUUCCGCUUUUCCGAUCCUGGAUCAUUUCACCGGCAGCCGAUUUGGCCGCGAGAUGGAAGAGGUUCUCACCGUAACCGAAACAAGCCGAGGACUCAACUUUGAAUACAUCUGGGAGGCAGCCAAACACGACCACUUUGAAUGUAACCAGUCAAACCCCAUUGACACGAAGACUUACACAAACAUCUUCUUCCCGGUGGAGGUGUUUGAGAACACGCUGACCGACCAAGGGCCUGGAGCUCAGGUUGAAAGUGGGCAGGAAGUUUCCUUACUGGUGCCUGGAGAACUUCCCGUGUUUAACGCCCGCAAACCUUCAAUGGGAAGUGAUUAUUACAUCCAGCUAGAAGAAAAAAUUGGAGGCCUUGGGAGCAUCAACUUUGAUCACCAGGUUGAUGAGUUGACAACAGAAGUGGACAACCCUGAAGUUCUGAAAGACAAAAAUUGUCACGUCGUGGUUCUGGAACACUCUGCUGCUGAAUCCAGUACAGAUGGGGAUAUUUUCUGUAAUAGUACAGAUCCCAAGGAAGAGAAUUUACACUGUGUUGGUCUGGUUAGCCCUUCCCAAAAUGGUGGUAUCAUUAAAAAUGAACAGUUGGCAAAUGGGGUCAAUAGACUUGAUUUAGCUGACAUAAAUGAUAUCCAUCCGGAGCUGGAAGCAAUUGCAUGCUCAGAUCUUGAGGAAUCCACCCAUGGCUUGCCCAAGAAGGAAAGCUCCCCACCCACUUCUCAAAAUGAAAUGCAAGAAGAUACCUCACAGGAAUCUAAAUUUAGCCAACUGACUUUAGAGGAGCUAUCUGAUAACUUCCUUUUUCUUCAGGAGAAGAAUUUAUUAAAGGGGACAACGAGGGACGAAAGUGGUGGCGAUCUCCAUAGAGACCCAACAGAUAAACCAGACCCACCGAAUACGAACUCUUGGGGAGUUGAAUGUAACAUGAGUGGAAAAGUUCAUGACACUAAAAAGGACCUUCUUGGGCCAACAGGGGCACUUUCUGGUUCCCCUAAGGUUGAUAAGCAUCUCCUGUUCUCCUUUUCCAGCCCAGAGAAAAACCCUCCUAACAGAGAAGUUGGAGAUGACUCUACCAACAAUGCUUCUCUUCUUGGAAUGGAACAAGCCUCCAAACUCGGUUCAACAGGUAUCCAUUCCACCCAUGUCCAAAACCAGGCCCCUGGCAUCGGCUCCUGCCCUGGUGUCGUCUCUCUCCAUGCUCAAGAAGAAAGAGAGGAAAACAGACAGGAACUUCAGCGCAGCAGUAACUCCUGGGAGUUGACCCACCAUUUAAACUCCGAGAAACUUGAGCGAGAUGACGCCCACGUUCUGAAGGAAAGCGAUAGGACUUUUCAAGGUGAAAGGUACAACCCAGAGGGUUGCCUUCCCACCGAUCGCAUCAGCCAUGAUAGCCUACUAGAAGACAGUUUAUCAGGUUCGACCCCAAGCCUGGGGCAACUGGUAGACACGCCAGACUCGUUUGAGACAUUAGACAUUCACGAAGUUUUGGAAUCCUUUGAACCAGAAAGUCCCCGGAAAUGUUUACCCCCCGAUAAACCCGCCGAUAGUGGCUACGAAACGGAAAACCUGGAAUCUCCCGAAUGGACGUCCCACCUGGUUGGCAGCGAUUCUAGUGAAUCAGCUGGGGAGCUGGCGCAGGAGAACCCCACGGUCAUCGUGUCAGCGGAUGUAAAUUCUUACGCCGACCCGACAAACGUGGGCGAUUUUGAAGCCACUCCUCAGACAGCCUUGGAGGGCAUCCAUAAUUCGUACAGAGAUUCGGCCUAUUUCUCUGACAACGAUUCGGAGAUUGAUAAGAAAUCCGAGGUCAUGAAUCUAUCGAAAAAGCCAACAGUAUUAGCCAAGGACCACGCCGAUUUCUUUGAAGUGGAAAAUGCUGGGAAGACAAAAAAUCCUUCCAAGGGCAGUGAAAUAGCUAAUUAUCAGUUCGUCAGGGACUUGGCCUCACAGCUGGAGGUGGAAGGAGGAGGAGGAGACGACCAUGAGUCUGACGGAACAAACCAGGAGUGGCUUCAUAAGGCCAAAGAUACACCUUCGUCUCCCCUCGUCCCUGACCUAGAACAUACGGAUGAAGGUGACAUCUAUGAGGAUUCCCCUAAAAGUGUAUCUUGCACGGGCACCAGCACGGCCGAUUUUUUCCCCCAGGGCGAUCCGAAGCUCACGCCCGCCUUGUACGGUGCUCCCGAGCUCUUUGAAAAAUCCCCUUUGAGUCAGCUCGAAGGCCCUAAGUUGAAAGAACCAGACAUUGAAGGAAAGUACCUGGGGAAACUUGGGGUUUCUGGGAUGCUGGAUCUCUCCUUAGACGAAGAGGACGCCGACGAGGAGGAUGGGAACAGCGACGAUUCGGAGGACGACAUGAAGAGCUUCCACCUCCACGGGCUUAGCUCGGACAGCGACGAGGACGUGGUGGUGCACCCCGUGCCGGAGAUCAUCAGCGAUGGAAGUGAUGGGAGGCAUCUCAGAAGCUUGCUGAAACAGGCAAAGCAACCCCAGGAGAACCACUCGACCGAAGCCUUUCAGAAGGACGGGAAAAAAGCAGUAACGUUCUUCAAUGACGUCACCUUGUAUCUUUUUGAUCAGGAAACACCAACCAAAGAACUUGGAAAGCGUAUUGCUGAAUCAAACUCUAAUCACACUCCUGCCCUGGCUGCCAGUUUUGGUUACUUGAAUAAAUUCACCAGUUCAGAAAGUUCUACGGAUGAAGAAGGAGGUUUUGAGUGGGACGAUGACUUCCCUGCUCCUGGGCCCUCCGUGGCCUUGAAGGCCGCCAGCACUCUCAUCAGCUCCAAGUCUUCUUCCCUUCAGACCUCAAAGUACCUCUCUCCGCCACCGCCCCCCCGAAGCCCUGAGCAGGACUGGUUCCGCCCGUCCCCUUACUCCAGGUUCUCCAUCUCACCGGCAAACAUUGCAAGCUUUUCGCUCACUCACCUGACCGACUCGGAUAUCGAACAGGGAGGGAGCAGCGAAGACGGAGAAAAAGAUUAAGAACUGAGGCUUCUCUCGGUCUGUUCUCGUGAUUGUGGGGAAUACCUCCGGUUUGGACUAAGAGCCGUUUAAAAGAAAAAAAAGGGAGUCGGGAGCAGAAUUUGGAAUGGAUGUAUUUCACAGCCU
Pseudonaja textilis is the source of this 4680-nucleotide messenger RNA. It is a transcript of the gene LMTK2, whose product is annotated as lemur tail kinase 2. The record is from RefSeq and is a predicted model, not a curated record. Lineage: Eukaryota; Metazoa; Chordata; Lepidosauria; Squamata; Elapidae. Gene Ontology annotation, biological process: protein phosphorylation. Gene Ontology annotation, molecular function: protein kinase activity; ATP binding.